Molecule: messenger RNA, 5329 nt
Organism: Pangasianodon hypophthalmus (striped catfish)
Lineage: Eukaryota; Metazoa; Chordata; Actinopteri; Siluriformes; Pangasiidae
Product: cdc42 effector protein 4-like
Exons: 2
Coding region: 615-1391 (258 amino acids)
Source: RefSeq, a predicted model, not a curated record
AGUGUGGAGUCGACCGUUCACUGCGCUGUAAAUCCCGAUAACCGCACGCGCGUUCACACACACACACACACACACACAGAGGAGAGUAAAGUGGCGCAGGCGGAGUGUGUGUGUGUGUUUGCUGCACACACAGAUGGAUUUCUAACACUUUAAUCCGGGUGUUUUAUUUGUUUUAUAAAGUUUGAAGUCGGAAGGUUCGUAAGUUUAGAGCGGAUUUUCACCGAGUCUCAGACUUCACACACAACACUGAGAGUGUGUGUGUGUGUGUGUGUGUGUGUGUGUGUUAACUCCACUAAUAACACGGUCCUUUGGUGGAGUUGUAGGACAUCACUUCCUGGACACUUUGGAUCCAACCUGCUACAUGCUAACAGCUAACACAGCCUAGCCUCAUCAUAAAGGCAUAUGCUUUAGAUUUUUUACUUUUGUGAAAAUCUUGUCACUCGUUUAAAAAAAUGGACAGUGAUGUUUCAUGACAUCACUUCCUGAAGGUUCUGGACACUGAACGUAUAAUAGAGUCGACUGGAGAAGUACAGUACCACUUACCUUUAACAGGAACACACUUUCCGGCUGAAUUAGCAGUCUGUCAGAAUAAAGGAAGUAGCUGUGUUGUUGCCAUGCCAAUCCUGAAGCAGCUGGUCUUGGGUUCGUCAGGGUCGAAGCGCAGCUCUCGUGCUGACCUAACGGUGGAAAUGAUUAGCGCACCGCUCGCUGAUUUCCGCCACACCAUGCACAUAGGCCGUGGAGGGGAUGCCUUCGGAGACACAUCCUUCCUCAGUGCGCCGCAUCAAUCAGCCAAUCAGGUGCAAAAGAACGGGCUUCUGGCACGCAAGUUCAGAGGCAGCAAACGCUCGCAGUCUGAGAGAAACUCCAGUGCUAAGAGCUACAUGCUGCCAGCUAACAGUGCUAUCUCCCUGCCUUACGUGAGUGAAGAUCAGGACGUGACACCCUGCCUUCCGCAAAGCACCUCCUUAAAUUUUCCGGAAAUUAAUGGAAAAACAGCAGUGAUGGGUGGGCGGAGCUUAGAGGUGGAGGAGCAGCGUUUCGGGGAGCCCAGUGGACUCCCCAUGUUCACACCACCCUCUGGUACAGGAAUGAAACAUGCAGAGUCCAUGCUGUCCUUCCACAUCGACCUCGGGCCCUCCAUGCUCGGAGACGUCCUCGGCGUCAUGGACCAGACCGAGCGGGACCGACAGAACCUCACAGAAGAUCAGAGGCAGGGCUGGAAGGUGCCAUGCCCACUCAAGAGUGUGUCCACAUCCAGCCCUGAACUAAAGGAGAAGAAAACACAAAAAGAACACGAGAGUGAGCCACGGAGCACUACAAACAGCAUUAACAUCAACGACAAAGACUUCCUGUUCAUGGACGAGGACGAAGAUGAGAUCAGAGUGUGAACAUGAUUUAACACUUAGUACAGCACAUCAGGAGCACAGGAACGGAGGAGACAGCAGCAUCUGAGUCGGAGUGGACUUUUUUAUUAAGUGUAUUAGCUGAAGUGUGAAGAAUAUGAGAUCUUCAAAUGCACACACACACAAGCACGCACGCACACGCACACACGGAGACAGUUUUUAUUGGUGGUGCUAAGAUUUUAAUAAUUAAAGUUCAGUGCCAAAAAAUUGUUUAGAAUGUUCCUGAAAGAGGAACACUAGGUGGUGUACCACUGCUCUGAACUCGCCAGAACCUCGGACCUGGCAUCGCUGUGAUGUCACACCCUCAGCUCACAGCCCCUCUGAACCAGACCUUUUGGACUAAACUGAUGCAAACACAACAAGGCAGUGGCAAUAAUUCAGUAUUACAGGCGCCUAAAAGCAAAUCAUAAAUUCUGUUUUGCACUUAUAUGGAAUUGAGUUUGUUUGAGCUGCUAACGUGAAUCAGGUUCAGACAGGACGCAGAAGGACAAUUUGAUUUGAUUAUUUAGAUUUCUACAACAUGAUCAGAAACUUUAGAGUUUUUCAGGGAAUUAAUAUUAUGUUUUAAUAUAUUUUGGACAGAAAUGUGAAAUUAUUGUAGUAACUGCCUCAGGCCCUGUCCACACAUAUAAGAAUAUUUUGGAAAACAUACACUAUAUGGUCAAAGGUUUGUGGACACCUGACCACCCACCCAUAUUUGCUUGUUGAGCAUCCCAUUCCAGAUUUAUUCCCCUUUUGCUCUUAGAAAGCCUUUAAUUGUUAGAUCUAUAUUACAGUAAAGCAAAAUUCUUCUCUUUGCAUAUCCCAGUCCCCUGGAGCAGCGCUUGCUCAACAGUUCCCCACAGUGGUAGCUUGGCAGGGUUGGGGCUUGAACCCCCAACCUUCUGGCCAGUGACCCAGAGCCUUUAACCACUAAGCCACCACUGCACCCAUUUGGUUAUAAAUGAGCUCCACUCUUCUGGGAAGCUUUCCACUAGAUGUUGGAGCGUGGCUGUGGGGAUUUGUGUUCAUUCAGCUACAAGAGCAUUAGUGAGGUCAGGCGCUGAUGUUGGGAUGUCGAGGAGGUCUGGGGUUCAGUCGGUGUUCCAGUUCAUCCCAAAGGUGUUCAGUGGGGUUGAGGUCAGGGCUCUGUGCAGGACACUCGAGUUCUUCCACUCCAACCUUCACACACCAUGUCUUCAUGGAGCUCGCUUUGUGCACAGGGGCAUUGUCAUGCUGGAACAGGUUUGAGUCUCUUAGUUCCAGUGCAGGGAAACUGUAAAGCUACAGCACACAGAGACACUCAAUGCAACUAUGUGCUUUUAUCUUUGUGGUAACAGUUUGGGGAAGAACCACAUAUGGGUGUGAUGGUCAGGGGUGCACAUACUUUUGGCCAUAGAGUGUAAGUGUGGCCUGACAAUGAGGUGGAAAUAAUGCUAAAUAAUACACUUGAGUCUUAUCUAAAAUCUCAGUUUGCAGUGUGGGUUGUAGCGCCAGAACUCAAGAGCAGUACAGCAUGUAUCACAUUCUGUCUUCUCCAGAUGAGGGUGUAAUAUUCAAACAAAGUGAAAUUAAAUUACAAACACGUUAUCAAAUAAGAAAUUACAGACCACAAAGUAAAAACCUGAUCAGCAACUGUGAUGAACGGGAUAGUAGCACGUUCAUAACACAUGCAAAACGCUGUGACAUCAUCUUUUUCAAAAACAUGCAUUUUUUAAUUUUCUCCAUUUUAGAGUGUGGUUUAGAAAAACCAUUUUAAGCGGCCAAAAAUGCAGUUUUCUUGUGAAGGAGACAAAACUGCAGAGAAAAAAACACAGUUUCAAAGAUCUCAUUUUCAAACAUUUUCAAAAAUGAUGAGAUGAGACUCUGGGCGAUGAGACUUAGAUCAACAAGACCACGUAACUGGUUCUUGGUGUAACCAUACGUUGUGGCGUAACAAAACUUUGCAUAACGAGACUCUGUGAGAUGAGACUCUGGGCGAUGAGACUCUGUGAGAUGAGACUCUGGGCGAUGGGACUCUGUGAGAUGAGACUCUGUGAGAUGAGACUCUGGGCGAUGAGGCUCUGUGAGAUGAGAUUCUGUGAGAUGAGACUCUGUGAGAUGAGACUCUGUGAGAUGAGACUCUGGGCGAUGAGACUCUGUGAGAUGAGACUCUGGGCGAUGAGACUCUGUGAGAUGAGACUCUGUGAGAUGAGACUCUGUGAGAUGAGACUCUGUGAGAUGAGACUCUGGGCGAUGAGACUCUGUGAGAUGAGACUCUGUGAGAUGAGACUCUGUGAGAUGAGACUCUGUGAGAUGAGACUCUGGGCGAUGAGACUCUGUGAGAUGAGACUCUGGGCGAUGAGACUCUGUGAGAUGAGACUCUGGGCGAUGAGACUCUGUGAGAUGAGACUCUGUGAGAUGAGACUCUGGGCGAUGAGACUCUGUGAGAUGAGACUCUGGGCGAUGAGACUCUGUGAGAUGAGACUCUGGGCGAUGAGACUCUGUGAGAUGAGACUCUGUGAGAUGAGACUCUGGGCGAUGAGACUCUGUGAGAUGAGACUCUGUGAGAUGAGACUCUGUGAGAUGAGACUCUGGACGAUGAGACUCUGUGAGAUGAGACUCUGGGCGAUGAGACUCUGUGAGAUGAGACUCUGGGCGAUGAGACUCUGUGAGAUGAGACUCUGGGCGAUGAGACUCUGUGAGAUGAGACUCUGGGCGAUGAGACUCUGUGAGAUGAGACUCUGUGAGAUGAGACUCUGGGCGAUGAGACUCUGUGAGAUGAGACUAGGUGUUGGACAUUUUGUGGUGUAAAGUGACGUUCUGGAAAUACACAUGCAGUUAUUUUUAGCUGUCAGUGUGGCAUUGUGUAAGAAGUUCGGUGUGUUUUUGUUAGCUAUGCGCUAGCCAUUAUCUAAGAUGAUUGGAGAUGAUUCCUUUAUAAUAAUCAUUUUUAGCAGUGACCUGUUUAGCAGUUUAGCUCUUGAGGCAAAAUGGUUCUAUCUAGAACCUUAAAUGUUUCCUGAUUUCUUCCUUCACAUUGUGUUUGUUCCUAUGAAAAGGUACAUUAAUUUAGGAGAAUGGUGAAUUAUGGGAAAUUUAGAAUAUUUUACAGCACAUUGUUAGCGUAAUACAUGCAGUUACGGUAACUGUGUGUAGGAAUUUUCUUACUCAUGACACGUGAUGUUUUAAGGGGUUGUUUUGGGAAAUGAAAAUGUAAGAUACACAUAUCAUGGUGCUGAUGCACUACACUUUUGUCAGUAUAACCUGAACAUUUUAUGGUGUAUUCUGGGAAGUUAAGGGAGUUUUUUUUAGUUUUUAUUUUAAUUAAUUAAUUAUUAUUAUUUUUUUUUGCAGCAUCAGCAGGUAAUUAAUGACACUGUUUGUAAUACAUUCAUGACAAUAUUAAUGAAUAUAGUAUUUUAAUGACUAUUUAAACAUUAAUAUUAUUUUUUUAAUUAAAGCUCUCUGUAAUAAUAGUUUGUAGUCAGUGUGCUGCUGUGUGUUUUACAUAUUUAUCAUUUUUCUUUGAGAUCUAUGAAGCUUUUACUUUUUUCUGCUGUUUCUGUGUCAUUAUAAUGAUUAUAAUAUGAUAAUUCAUUCCACUGACCUGAGCUUUUAUGCUGAACAAGUAAUGCUUCUAUUUUUUAAUAAAAUAUAAAAAGCUGGAGAACUUUUAUCAUGUGUUCAGUGUGUGUUUUACAGUACAGCUGUCACAAGAUUUAAAAAAGCACAUUUACGUAUGUUAAUUUAAAGCCAAUCAAACGAGUCAGAGUGCCAGAUGGCUCUCUGUUCAUGCAAAAUUAUGCAAAUGAGCUAUGAAAAUUAUUGCAGGAUUUAAUGAACAAAAAACAAGAGCUAGAGAAGUUUAUUUAUAUGAUAAUAAUUCUAAUUAUAAUUAAACUUUAAAUCUUCCAUUUGGACUAUACAAAUAUAUUGACAUUUAUGCUAAUGAGCUCUUAGAA